AACUCGUGAGCGAUUGGUAGCAGUUUGUGGACCCUCGCUGAUUUGAGUUGCUUUUCGGUUGCGUUGUCAGAUGCCAAGGAUUGGUGCUUGGUGAGUGUGGAUUUCGGGGUAUAUGUAGAGGGAUUUUAGUACAGACGUUGGGAAGAAAGAAAAUCUGGUGGGAUAAAAAAGUUGGUAAACACUGAAGAAGAGAAGACUAAACCUGGGUCGUUAGGCGAUUUGGGGACCAGUCAUGGAAAGCGUGUCUGCAAAAGGAGAGGUCUCCGGGACCUGGUGAGGGAGCUUGGAUCUGGUCAAGAACUGGGUGAACUCGCAAGAGAAGAGCAAGAUCCAGACGCCCUGGAAACGGAUGGAGUUCCGGCUCCCUCUCCCUCCCGCUUCUAUGUGAAUAAGACAGAAUGAACUUCACUCCGACACAUACACCCGUCUGCAGAAAAAUAACAACUGCCUCCAAACGUGGUUCUGCCUGUGGCUUCAGUGAUCCCAACAGGUGGAAGAAAAUGGCAGACUCGGUGGAGUCAACUCCUCUGCCUUCAACCGAGGAUCGGCUGGCCGUCCUUUGCCCUUCUCAGGAGCUUCUAGAGUAUUACCAGAAGAAGAUGGCUGACUGUGAGACAGAAAAUGAAGACCUGUUGAAGAAGUUAGACCUCUACAGAGAAUCUUGUGAAGGACAGCAUAAACUUGAAUGGAAUUUGCAGCAGAGGGAGGAAGAGAUUGCUGAAUUGCAGAAAGCCCUGAGUGAUAUGCAGGUCUGCCUCUUCCAGGAACGGGAACAUGUUUUACGACUCUACUCAGAAAAUGACCGACUAAGAAUCAGGGAACUGGAAGACAAGAAAAAGAUUCAAAAUCUGUUAGCUCUUGUGGGAACAGACACCGGUGAAGUGACCUAUUUUUGUAAGGAGCCUCCCCACAAAGUAAGCAUCCUCCAAAAGACUAUCCAGGCUGUAGAAGCGUGUGAACAGUAUGAGCCUUCAGCAUUCAAAGCAGAUCCUAAAGAAAGCAAAAGAAGAGCAACAAUAAAAGAAAAGGAGGACAUGUGUGACCGUUACCAGAGGAACAUACACACACUCAUGCUGCAGGUAGAAGCACUUCAGGCCCAGCUGGGAGAGCAGACAAAGCUCUCUAGAGAGCAAAUUGAAGGGCUCAUGGAGGAUAGACGGAUUCGAAUCGAGGAGAUACAAGUUCAACACCAGAGAAAUCAAGACAAAGUCAAAGAGCUGACCAAAAGUCUCCAUUAUACCCAAGAACUGCUCUACGAGAGCACCAAAGACUUUCUACAACUAAGAUUUGAAAACCAAAAUAAAGAGAAGGUAUGGAUGCUUGAAAAAGAUCACUUGAUGUCAAAGAUUAAGCAGUAUAAAGUGCAAUGUAAGAAGAAAGAAGAUAAACUUGGAAAAGUUAUCCCAGCUUUACCUGAGAAUCAUCAUACUCAAAAUGAAUAUAUUAAGUCUCUAAAGGAUAAACUAAUGCAAGAGAAAAAGCUGUCCAGCAUGUACCAACAACAGUGCAUUUCCUUAGAAGAGGAACUUGCUCGAAUCCGGGAGGAAGAGGGAGUGAGGAGGGAGAUCUUCAAGGAUCGCUCCAACAAGAUGGGCAAGCGCUUACAGACAAUGACAAAACGCUAUGAAGCCCUGGAGCAUCGACGCAUGCUGGAAGUAGAAGGCUUCAAGACAGACAUUAAGGUUCUUCGACAGAAGCUGAGAGACCUGGAGCAAAUGCUCUAUAAGGCAACAGUGAAUACCCGGGAAAACCAGGACCUUGCCAUUCUGUGUGAAGUUCGUGACAGCAAUAGACGAGCACAUAAGAUACAGGGCGAGCUGAAGGCCCUCAAGUCUAAGGUGUUCGGUCUGGAGAAUGAUCUCAGGCUGUGUUGAUGUCUACUUUGUGGGGCGGUAGACAUCGGCUUCCUGAAACCUGAGGCUUGGUCACCUGUUCCCAGGCAGUGGACAUGAAGUUGGCCAGAGUAACGGUAUUUCUUUUUAUAAAGAUGGUGUUCAGGGCAUGGUGGCUCACAUCUAUAAUCUCAGACAGGAGGAUUGCCACAAAUUGAAGGUAGAGGCAGGUAGAGCUCUGUGAUUCAAGGCUAGCCUGGUCUACAUAGUAAGUUCUAGGCCAUUCAAGGCUACUUAGUGAGACCCUGUCUCCAAAAACCAAAAACAAAACAUCAAAACCAGAAAAGGAAACAAACAAACAAACAAACAAAGCAGUGACAAAUUGGGUGUUGAAAGACUGCGCUUGCAGUAACCUUGCUAUUUCACUGUUGGGGUAUCUGAACAAUAGCCUGAAUUACUUGGAGACAUUCCUACUUUUCUUUUAUAUAUUGACAGGCUUUUCUCUCUUUAAAAAGACAGUAAUGGGGGUAUUAGAAAGAUGACUCGGUGGUAAGAGCACUGGCUGCUCUUUCAGAGGACCCUGGUUCAGUUCCCAGCACGUACAUGGCAGCUUAAGACUGUUGUCUUUAACUCCAGUUCCAGGGCUUCCAACAUCCUCACACAGACAUGCACACAGGCAAAACACCAAUGCACAUAAAUUAAAAUAAAUUAUUAUUUUUUUAAAAAAAAAAGACAGAUGUAGGUUAGCUGCUGAAGUGUUUAUUCAGCAUACAGAACCCUGGGUUCCAUCCUUAAAGCUACAUAAAUCCAGGCUUGGUGGCUCCUCUAUAAUCAGCGCUGGAGAGGCACAGGUGAAGUUCACGUUCACCCUUGGCUAUAUGGUGAGUUCUAGGCUAACCUGGGCUACAAGAAACCAUGUCUAAAAAACAAAUAAACAAAGAUGACAACAACUUAGGAAGAGAUGUUUUGCUGAGUUUGACCAAGUGUCAGUGGAACCGCACAUUUCCUGCAGGAGCAAAAGCAUUCAUUGAAGUGGAUUCCUUCUUGGCAGGGAGGGAAAGAGGCAGCAAAUUACACGCACAAUGACACUUAUUUCGCUGUGUAACUGUUGUGAGUGUGUUCCAAGUGACAAUCACCAGGAGACAGCACAGCCUGUGUGCUUAAGUAAAAAAGGUCAUCAAGAAAAAGGUGCUACUUUAUCUAGAGUAGGCAAAACCAAAAUGACACUUAAGUCAAAAAAAGUUUGAUAUUUUAUCAAUUUUUUUCCAAAAAUAUGAUUCAAAGUAUGUAUUUUCAAUAAAAUGUGAAGUUCAAAAUA
Cricetulus griseus (Chinese hamster) is the source of this 3150-nucleotide messenger RNA. Lineage: Eukaryota; Metazoa; Chordata; Mammalia; Rodentia; Cricetidae. The record is from RefSeq and is a predicted model, not a curated record.